UCUCUCUCCUCCAGUCCUCUUAUCUGCGGGUGCAACGCAGCGGCCAGGAUGGACAUUAUAAACCAGUUGGUCGCCCAAGGGCAGUUCAGAGUGUUGAAGGUUCCUCUGGGCUUCAUCAAAGCCUUACAAUGGUUCUUUGCCAUCUUUGCGUUCUCCACGUGUGGGAGUUAUUCGGGGAUGUUUAAGAUGUCAGUCGACUGUAAGAACAGGACAGAGAGUGACCUCAGCAUCGAGGUGGAGUUUGAAUAUCCCUUCAGACUGCACCAGGUGUAUUUUGACGCCCCCACCUGUAAGGGAGGGAACCCGGACCGUCUCUUCCUCGUGGGAGAUUACUCUUCCUCUGCCGAGUUCUUCGUCACCAUCGGAGUCUUCGCCUUCCUUUACUCCACUGCCGCGCUCAGCAUCUACAUUUUCGCCUACGACAAGUACAAGGAGAACAACAAGGGACCUCUUAUUGACUUGGGUGUGACGGCAGUGUUUACCUUCAUGUGGCUGGUCAGCUCAGCGGCCUGGGCUAAAGGUCUGUCAGAUGUGAAGACGGCGACCGACCCUGACAAGGUCAUCACGCUCAUCUCAGCCUGCCGCUCCAAGGAGAACCACUGCCGAGAGGUUCAUGAUCCUGUGAUGUCUGGACUCAACACCUCCGUGGCAUUUGGUUUCAUCAACCUGAUUCUUUGGGGGGGAAAUCUGUGGUUCGUGUUUAAGGAGACAGGCAUCAUUGCUCCGUUCAUGCGUGCUCCUCCUCCCCAAGAAAAACAGGCUGCACCAGAAACUUACGGCCAGCAGGGGGGAUACGAGCAAGACCCAUACUCUGGCAACCAGGGAGGCUACCAGCCUGACUACAGCCAGCAAGGAUAUAACCAGGAUGCAGAGUACGGCCAAGGCUAUGGACAGCAGGGGGCGCCAACCUCAUUUUCCAAUCAGAUGUGAACAAACAGGAAGCAUAGAAGCGUGGGAAUGGACGAGUAGUGGGUUGCCUGCCACCUACCCACAAUGCAACACUUCCUUGCAGCUGCCUGUCUUUGGAAUUGGGGGGAGAGGUGGCAAGUUGUUACCUAUUGUGAUCGAUGUGUUUAUGAAAAAAAAGUUAUAAUGAGUCCAUAACUUGAAGAAAGCACCAAAACAAUAGAAAAGUUAUAAAAGAUAAUGGUAUACAAUAAAAUUUAUUAAACAAUGGAUGAUGUUGAUUAAAAAUCAUAUUUAGAACUUGAGAGAAUGUAUUUGUUUGUGUUGUAUAGAUAUCACUCUCAACAAACAUCUAGACUAUACAAAGCUAAACUGUAAUGUUUCCUAAUGUUUUUCUGAAAAGCAUCGAAGACUGACAGACGUACAGACCCUCUUUCCACCUGCCAUUAGCAUGUCACCAGUUAGCUUGUCUCCCAAUGUCCUGUUAACAUGUGUCCUGUUAGCAUUUGUCCUGGCCAAAACAGAACCAAAAUCUGACCAAACCAGCUGCUGAUGUCACACAUGAUACCAAAGUGUAAAUGUGAUAUCCAUGUCCUACAUUAUAUCCUUUAUGGGGAUCCAACAAGGAAGACAAUGUCAACAGAACCGACAGCUGAGAGACUAGCCUAAAACUAGCUAGGAUGGUUAUGUUAGUGGCUCAAACAUAGCCAAGUCUUAACAUAUUAAAACUAACAAAGAGUUAAAACAACAUCUUAGAAAAGCUAUUAUUGUUCCAUAAAGCUAGCGAGGAAUAUCCUGGUAGCGGUAGCAGUCUAGAAUGAGCUGUGUUUUAAGAUGACUAGCUAGCUAAGAUGGCAGAUUAAAGCUAACAGUGAUAUGAUGGCACACUGGUUUCAGUUUGGUUUGAUAAAAGUUGAAAUAAUCAUGUAAACAGCUGCAUUAAAAGCCACUUGCUCCUCAGCAGUGGACUGUAGAGUCGUGCUACUGCCAGGUGGAAAGGGGGCCCAUAAUGACUUCUGUCUACAAUUUGCAACAUUUUUCUGUUUGUCGACAAAAUGUCUUCUAUCAAACUGUGUAAAGCCAUCAUUUCCUCUUCUCUUAUGUUGUCACUCCAUUCUCUUGACUUGAGAGAGAAAAGAUACACAGCCAACAUGUCAAGCGGACAAACUAUUUUAAACUGCAGUUUUACAAUAUUUUUUUUUUCUUAAAAGAAUUUAUUAGUCUGUUGAUGGGGUGAGAUUUCACUUGUUUCCAUCUUAAUUUACAGUCUACAGUAAAAGUCAUUAGAAAAGCAACGCUUCUUUACUGGAACUAGAGUGCUCACUGUUUUGGCGGUUAGCGGCUGCUGCUCAGUGCUAACAGUCUGUUAGCAUGGUCUGUUAGCAUGGUCUGCUGUUAGACUUACAACCCAACUAGAUCUGAGGCAGCUCGUCUUCAGGUGAGCAUGGUUUACAACACAUUCAGAGUUACAGAAGGAUUUCUGUGUAGUAAUCUCACCCUGCUGACAGGCUGUCUCUGAAACAGAUUUUAGCCCGAGAGGAAACAAGAUUAGAUAUCAGAGUAAACGUGAAGACGGGCCGGAGUCUUUUUCUGACAGUAAAACAUUUUGUUCUCAUCAGUUCUUUGUGAGAAAUGUUUUAAUGAGUAUUUAUCAAAUAUAAUCUUUUCCUCCUCUUCGGAUUCUUUUUGAACGAGGCGAUGUUUCGGUGUACGGUUACUGAGCAUGGUGAAGAUGCUUCUCAUCCCCGGGUCGUCGUCUUGUACAGUACUUCCUGUGUGACUCCACUGACUCAGAUAGUGUGACUCUAUUUUCUCCUGUUGUACAGAAAGAUGUGUGUGUGUGAGUGUGUGUGUGUGUGUGUGUGUGUGCGCGCAUGCACAUGUGUGAGAGAGUUGAGACAGACUUUAGUUUUUUCACCUGUCAAUUCUCUUUUUUCUCUCUUUAAAGUGUUUUUCUCCUUUUUGUUCCCUUGCUUUUCUACCCCUUUCCCUUUCUUGCUAACCUCCUGAUAUUUCACUCUUCUCUGCUGUCUUUCCUUCUGUCCUCCCCUCUUCGUCUGUUUUUAUAGAUAUACUGUUGAGCUAAAUUCUGUCGUUGUUGUUUGAUGAAGUCUUGUGGUGACUCAAUGGCUCCGGCUUGUGAUGUAAUUUCCUGUAUAUGAUAUUCUCCUCACCAUUGUCACCAUGGAGACAGUAGCGGUGUUAACAAUGGUUUAUGACUAUGAUGUGUGUAUGAUUUAUUGCUAUGGAGAACCCCUGUGAAUUCUGACCUUUGACCUGCUAUGUGGCGUUCUUAAAUCUAUGGAAUCCAGUGGUGGAACGUUUCAAUAAAGGUGUAAUUCAUCA
Molecule: messenger RNA, 3252 nt
Organism: Lampris incognitus (smalleye Pacific opah)
Lineage: Eukaryota; Metazoa; Chordata; Actinopteri; Lampriformes; Lampridae
Gene: sypa
Product: synaptophysin a
Exons: 8
Coding region: 49-930 (293 amino acids)
Cellular component (GO): synaptic vesicle membrane; synaptic vesicle; presynaptic active zone
Source: RefSeq, a predicted model, not a curated record